Molecule: messenger RNA, 348 nt
Organism: Notodromas monacha
Lineage: Eukaryota; Metazoa; Arthropoda; Ostracoda; Podocopida; Cyprididae
Source: the annotation of a GenBank genome assembly
AUGCGUCGGCUAUUUCUCAUCAGGAUUGCGUUCUGUGUCGACGUGAGCAUCUCACCUUGCAGCAGAGAAGAUGGGUCGUAUGCACGCUCCUGGGGUAUCUCCCAGAGUGCCCUCCCUUACCGCCGUAGCGUCCCGACGUGGCUGAAACUUUCCACCGACGACGUCAAAGAGCAUAUUUACAAGCUAUUGUGUGUUCAUCCGCUCGGCAGGAAGGAUCGUGACUCGAAAUUCCGUUUGAUCCUUGUGGAGUCCCGUAUUCAUCGCCUCGCGCGUUAUUACAAGCGAAAGGCAAUUCUGGCGCCGAACUGGAAAUACGAGUCCAGCACUGCGUCCGCCCUUGUUGCUUGA